Triticum turgidum subsp. durum (durum wheat) is the source of this 1515-nucleotide messenger RNA. Lineage: Eukaryota; Viridiplantae; Streptophyta; Magnoliopsida; Poales; Poaceae. The record is from the annotation of a GenBank genome assembly.
AUGGGCAAAUUCAAGCGCGGCUCGCUGAAUCCGCCAGCCCAACCCCCCGCCGUCGUCGACGGCGGGAACAAUCCUCCGCCGGCGUCAUGCCUCAUCGACCGGGUGGCCUACAUCACCGACGUCACCAACGCGAGCACCGCCACCUGCAACGCCACGGACAACUACAACGGCCGCGCCGUCACCAUCCAGGUCACCUUCGUCGUCGCCGACCCGCCGCAGGUCUCCUACCUGUGCGCCCACUGCAUCGGAUCCCAGUUCGAUUAUGAGCCCGUCCUCGUCGCCACGGAGGGCAGGCUCGCCCUCCUCGCCAUCGAAGUCGGACAGUUUUCGUCCGAUCGCGGGCGCGACCACUACAUCUAUCAUGCCGGCGACGCCAGCAGAGGCAUAAGACCCUUGCUCAGGCGGCUUCCCAAGCCUGAUCCCGUCCCUCAUCACCUGCACCGCUUCUACGACGGCUUUCAUCUCGGCCUCCUCCUGCGGCCCCGUCCCCAACCCCAAGGCGGGAUUUUUCUGCGCCCACACGGCGGUUACCGCGCCGAGGAGGAGGAGGAGGAUGUCUCCUACGUCGUCGCUGGGCUCUUCCGCAAGCAGGAACCAUCAGCAACCGAUCACUUGUUUGACCUUUACCUCUACAACUCCGAUAGCAAGAAGUGGUCAAUCCAGGAGCUCCCCUUGUUGCUGGACCAGCAGCAGCAAGGUGGCGGCUUUGAGUAUCAGAAGUAUGCGACACACAAGGCCAUCUCCAUCGGCGGAGAACACGGCUCAAUGUGCUUCGUCGACCUGUGGCAGGGCAUCUUUCAAUGCAAUGUGCUCGACAGCACCCCAGUGCUCCACUACUAUCCGAUGCCGCCGCCCCUCGAACCCAACCCUGUCACGAGGGUCCAAACUAGCCCACAGGCUUCCCGCAACGUCGCCGUCAUUGACCGAGGCCGCCGCAUCAAGUACGUCCAGCUGCAUCUGCAGGUCACCAUGCACCGACACGGCGGCGUAUGGGGCCGCGUUGUGCCCUCAUACGAUGGCUGGAAGGCAGCCACAUGGAGCAUGGACACUGCUCAUCCUUCUGCAGGCUGGCGCCAGGACAGCGAGGUGGUUCAUGCAUCCGAGGCUGGCAGCACCAUAGACCCGGUGCUUCUCCAACUGCCGCCACAUGAGUUCAACGACGACCAAGGCCUGCCUCUCCCGCAGACCUUUGAGAACCACUACACGAGCCUGCCCGUGAUCAGCUUGCACGACGACGGCAAGGACGUCGUCUACUUCAUGACCAAGGUCAAUUAUUAUCAUAAGGCCGCGUUGGUGAUUGCGGUUGACAUGUCCAACAAGACAGCACGACAAGGCAUGCAGUUCCUCCCAGGGAAAUUAACGGAGAGCGCCUUUGUACACAGCAGGAUCUCCAAAUUUCUCAGUAUGGCUCCAGCUCUAGCUCCAAGACUCAAUUGCAAGAGGAAACCUGAAACGACCUUGGAUGAUGACACUAAUGGAAUGGAUGUACCGAUGAAUGAUACUGUGAUGAUGUAA